This is a messenger RNA of Acipenser ruthenus (sterlet), 3766 nucleotides long. RefSeq names its product 5'-AMP-activated protein kinase catalytic subunit alpha-1. NCBI's taxonomy places the organism in Eukaryota, Metazoa, Chordata, Actinopteri, Acipenseriformes, Acipenseridae. The record is from RefSeq and is a predicted model, not a curated record. Bases 60 to 1718 code for a protein of 552 amino acids. Gene Ontology annotation, biological process: intracellular signal transduction; protein phosphorylation. The transcript has 9 exons. Gene Ontology annotation, molecular function: ATP binding; AMP-activated protein kinase activity. Gene Ontology annotation, cellular component: cytoplasm.
UUUAUAAAACGUCACUUCCGUCUGCCCGCUGUAGCUGCAGGUAGUGCUCCUGCGGGAAGAUGGCGACGGAUAAACAGAAACAUGAAGGCAGGGUAAAGAUUGGACACUACAUACUUGGGGACACCCUUGGGGUCGGCACUUUCGGAAAAGUUAAAGUUGGAAGACACGAGUUGACAAAGCACCAAGUUGCUGUGAAGAUCCUGAACAGACAGAAAAUCCGCAGCCUCGAUGUAGUUGGAAAAAUUCGCAGAGAGAUUCAGAACCUCAAGCUUUUUAGGCAUCCACAUAUAAUUAAACUGUAUCAAGUAAUCAGCACACCAACAGAUAUUUUCAUGGUAAUGGAAUAUGUUUCUGGUGGAGAGCUCUUUGACUACAUAUGCAAGAAUGGAAAGCUGGAUGAAAAGGAGAGCAGGCGUCUCUUCCAGCAGAUCAUCUCGGCUGUGGAUUACUGCCACAGACACAUGGUGGUGCACAGAGAUCUCAAGCCAGAGAACGUGCUGCUCGAUGCACAGAUGAAUGCAAAAAUUGCAGAUUUUGGUCUUUCAAACAUGAUGUCAGAUGGGGAGUUUCUAAGAACCAGUUGUGGUUCUCCAAACUAUGCUGCUCCAGAAGUUAUUUCAGGAAGGUUGUAUGCUGGUCCAGAGGUGGAUAUCUGGAGCAGCGGGGUGAUCUUGUAUGCCUUGCUGUGCGGGACUCUCCCAUUCGAUGAUGACCAUGUGCCAACCUUGUUCAAGAAGAUCUGUGAUGGCACCUUUUACACCCCACAGUACCUGAACCCCUCUGUUACAGGCCUUUUGAAGCACAUGCUGCAAGUGGACCCCAUGAAGAGAGCUACCAUAAAGGAAAUCCGAGAGGAUGAGUGGUUCAAACAGGAGCUCCCUAAAUACUUGUUUCCUGAGGAUGCAGCCUACAGCAACACCAUGAUCGAUGAUGAAGCCCUCAAGGAAGUCUGCGAGAAGUGUGAGUGCACUGAGGAGGAGGUGCUUAGCCUCCUGUACAGCCGGAAUCACCAUGACCCUCUGGCUGUGGCCUAUCACCUAAUCAUUGACAAUCGGAGGAUCAUGAAUGAAGCCAAGGACUUCUACCUGGCCAGCAGCCCACCAGAGUCCUUCGUGGAUGAGCACCAAUUGGCGGCCUCCAAGCCACACCCAGAGCGAGUGCCAUUUGUGGUAGCUGAAAUGACCCCAAGGCCUCGUCACACGCUGGAUGAACUAAACCCACAGAAGUCCAAGCACCAAGGAGUGCGGAGAGCCAAAUGGCAUCUUGGGAUCAGAAGUCAAAGCCGACCCAAUGACAUCAUGGCUGAAGUUUGCAGAGCAAUGAAACAGCUGGACUAUGAGUGGAAGGUUGCAAACCCAUAUUAUUUGCGUGUCCGGAGAAAGAACCCAGUGACAGGAAUGUACACUAAAAUGAGUCUGCAGCUCUACCAAGUUGACAGCAGGACCUACCUCCUAGACUUCCGGAGCAUUGAUGAUGACAUCUCCGAGGCUAAAUCUGGAACAGCUACCCCUCAUCGGUCAGGAUCAAUUGGGAACAAUCAGAUGGCACUGAAGAAUGGAGCUGGUGACGCCCCGGUGAAAGGAGAAGAUGGGUCUUUAACAUCCUCUUUGACAUCGUCUGUUGACUCCUCAAGUGGUGACACUGCUCCAAGACCCGGGAGUCACACAAUAGAGUUCUUUGAAAUGUGUGCUAAUCUUAUUAAAAUACUUGCACGGUAACUUUUUUGGCAUUAGCCUACGAGUGUCUUUACAGCAAUAAGCAUGCAACAGAUUCAUGGCUUAAUGCUUCCGAUGUGGAUGUAGUUGUUGUUUUGUGGCACUGAAGCAGUUGGCCCCAGUAAAGCUGGGUCUAGCUUGGGGUGGGAAGGUUAUUUAACAGUAAAUGCUAAGCCACUUUAUAGUAAUAUAGAUAUUUUAAAUUCAUAUACCUAUUUCUUGCUCAAGAAUUGAAGUGUUAAACCCCCCAAAGAAGCUUGCUUUUUCUACCUUAUAUUGGCAACAAGGUGAAGUAUUUGCCUAUCCAGUGAUUUUAUUUAUUUACACAUAUAUACACAUGCAUACAUACAUACAUACAUACAUGCCAGAAUGUAUUCCAGUCGUAUGUUUUGGAUGACAUUGCUGUAAAAUGAACACUCUCCAGACAGCGUUGAAAGUGACAGUUUGAUCUUUAGUUGGUAUGCCAUUUUGUAACACUGCACCCAGUAGUUUUUAUAUAUAAUGCUUAUAUAGUUUGAAUCUGAAUACAUUCAUCAGAGCUUUAAAUAGGGAUCCAAAAUGCUUUUGAAAAUAUGGAUUAUAUAGUGUAUAUGGACUUUUUUUUGCAUUAUUUUUGCAUUUUGUAAUUUAUAUAGCUGGAUAUAACAUUUUAUCCUUGUACUGAACUGUGUUUGAAAAAAUCAUUAUACCCAAAUAUUGUAUUCUUUUUUUCUUAAUUUUAAUCCUACACAACUAUUUUUGAUAAAGAUGUUUUCCUUUUAAGGAAAAAAAUGAUAAUUUUGUUGGCUAAAUACAUAGUAAGAGAACUGGUUUCAUCACAGGCCAUGACAGUUAACUUCCAUUCCAAAUUGUUAUAUAAUAUCACUCAUCACGCUUUUUAUGUAAAUUAUUAGCAGCACAGAGAAAUAUGCUUGUCUAAAAAUUGUCAGUCUUCUCAGUUGACAAAAUCGAAUUUCAGCCUUCUGGUUUUUUGCCUGUUCUUGCUUUGCCCUUGUUUUUCUCCUUGUUUAAAAUUAAGCUUGAAUAUGAUUAUCCAUUUACUUGAUUUAUUUUUAAAGAGUUUUUAUUAUAAGGGUUGGGGUUUUUAAAGCAAACAGAUCCAUUAAAACUAUAUAUAGCCUUUUCUUUAUUUUUCCCAUGGCAAGGACAAGCUAAAUCCAGGUAGAUAUAAAUGAUGCAGAACUUUGCCUGGGUUCACUAUGCCUUUAACAUCUUCCUUUGCAAGCCCCAUGGUGGUUACUGAAGAGAUCUUUAAAGAACUGUGUGAGGAAUGCCAGUAAUUAUUCAAACUUUUGCUCAGCAAGUUAGUUGUUGCACAAUUUGAUCCUGUCCAGGAAAGUUAACUUAUGUGUGCACCCUAAUUCUGCUUUUAAACAUUCUGGGAGAAAACCAUUUUGACAAUUGAAGCCCUUUGUAUAUCUUUUGUUUGUGCUGCUAAAAUUGAGUUGUAUUUAGAGCUGCACAUGUAUUACUUGCUAGGAAGUUCUUUCAACUAUUUUAGGCUUGAAUUCAUGCCAGUAACAUUAUGAAUUAGGUCUGCGGUUCACCUGUCGUAUUCUUGAGCAUACGAUCAGAUGUGUAUUGGUUGAUAAUAGCAAAACAGCCAACAUUUUUGCAGUUAUUUUGGCUUUGGUCAUCAAUCCACAGAUGCCCAAUAAAAUGUUGUGAUUGGAAAAAACUUGAACCUAUGUCAAAAUGGACUGGCUCCCUAAAUCAUUUUAUAAGAACAACCUCAGCACUACUCUUUAUACUAACUAUUUUGGGCACGUCAUCUUUAUUUUAUUUUAAUUAUGUUUUGUGUUCACUAUUGUGUUUUUUAUUUUUUUGUUUUGUUUUUGUUUUUUAACCACUUGAUUGACAGAAAUAUAGAUGGAGUGAUACGAAUAGGUGACCAGUCUCAAAAUAAUCAUUAUUUGACACAUUGUUAAAUUACUUCAAUUGGGUUUUAAUGUAAAGAGACCCUACAUGGUUGACCAAUGUAAUUUUUACUUUAGGGCGUUUUAAAAUCAUAUGUGCAUAAAACUGCCUAAUAAAAACGAAAUUGCACCAAC